AUGAACUCUGCCCCGCUCAACAUCAUGCAAGCAGCUUCAAAUGUCAAGGCCGACAUAAACAUUCGUUUCGUACCCAUCAACAGCAACAGAACUGUCGCCGUCACAACGAUAGACUCAGAUGGGGUAUAUUUUACUCCAGGUAAAAUCAACAUCACAUUCAAUGACAACGAGCAGUGGACAGACGAUAUUCUUUUCUCCACUACAGCUGUACAUGAAAUAGGCCAUGCCCUCGGACUGAGCCACAGCACCGUCCCAUCGGCUAUAAUGUUCGCCUACUACGACGGUCUUAUGCACCCUGUCCACCCCGAUGACAAAAUGGGCAUCCACAGCAUCUACGGCUGGAAAACGCCCAAAUGGAAGCUCAUAAAUUCCGGCUCAAAAAUUAGUAGCAUAAUCCAAAUAACCUCCAGCUCCAGCACGCCCGCCCCCAACGACGGUCUAUACCAGAUGCGCCCGACAGGCCAAAUCCUCCGCUACAUCAACAACGCCUGGACAACCGUCGACAACUACAAAGAAACCGCUCAAAUCGCCGGCGCAAAUGGAAUUCUUUACCAACGCCACUACGACGGCGGAACCUUCCGCUGGACCGGCACACCAUCCAACUGGCAAUCCAUCAGCCCCACCGACACCUCCAUCCUCGACAUCUACGCCGCCUCCGACCAACUCUACGCCCGCCGCAAAGACGGCUCUGUAGUCCGCCUAUCAGGCUCCAACUGGCUCACAAUCGAUCAAACCUCACCCGGUUCCCGCCAAAUAGCCGUUUCUGAUGAUAAAACACUAUGGAAUCUAAUCGCGAACGGUGACCUAGUGCGAUCCCGUUGGCCCUACACCUCCGCCGCCAUCCUCGAUAGGAACGCCGCGAAUAUCGGGAUCGCGGUUGGCGGGAAUGAGUUUUUCAAAGUACAGAGCGAUGGGCUGGUUGUAUGGCUUGAUACCAAGGGGCCUUAUUGGAGCGUUAUUGAAGAGAAGGGGAGUGUGGGGAUUCAUGCGGUGGGGGAGCUGCUGUAUAGUCGACAUGCAGAUGGCACAGUUUGGCGGUGGACGGGGAUCCCCGGGUUAUGGGAAGGGAUUGAUGAACGAGGUGGGGCUGGGGGUGUGGCGGGGGAUCGGGCGGGAGGGGUUUGGGGGUUGCUUGGGGGGAGUGAGGUGUGGGUGCAUGUUUCGUGA
Messenger RNA from Bipolaris oryzae ATCC 44560, 1167 nucleotides. RefSeq lists its product as uncharacterized. The transcript has a single exon. Bases 1 to 1167 code for a protein of 388 amino acids. The record is from RefSeq and is a predicted model, not a curated record. Lineage: Eukaryota; Fungi; Ascomycota; Dothideomycetes; Pleosporales; Pleosporaceae. Gene Ontology annotation, molecular function: metalloendopeptidase activity; zinc ion binding. Gene Ontology annotation, biological process: collagen catabolic process; proteolysis; extracellular matrix organization. Gene Ontology annotation, cellular component: extracellular matrix.